Molecule: messenger RNA, 1902 nt
Organism: Caretta caretta (loggerhead turtle)
Lineage: Eukaryota; Metazoa; Chordata; Testudines; Cheloniidae
Gene: CFAP53
Product: cilia and flagella associated protein 53
Source: RefSeq, a predicted model, not a curated record
CCGCCAAUUGUCAUAGCAACGGCUCGCGCGUCCCGGAAGUGGCGGCGGCCGGGCAGUCUCCCCGCGGUUCCAGCGGCGGCCGGGGGAGUGAUGCUGGGCCAGUGGAGCCAGCGCCUCCGGGAGGUGACGGGCCCCACCCCGCACUCAGUGGCGCUGAGGGCCAAGUUUCCUAAACCUGAUAAGUUUCAAUGUUUCAUCUUGGAAUGCAGACGUAAAGAAAAAGAACGUCUUGAAUACUUGGCUUUCACAAAGGUUCACAACAGAGGUCUGCAGGUCAGUCAGUGGGAGAAUCACAAUGAACGCAGAAGGCUUCACAGUAUUGUACAGAAGAAGGUCGAUCAGACAAUGCAGGAGUACCUGGCAGGAACUGAGGAUAGAAGAGACAGGCUUCGGGCACUUCUGGAAGUGGAAGAAAAGAGCUAUUUCACUGAGAUGGAGUCAAUGGAAGAAACCAUGCUGGAAAGAGAAGCAAAAAUGAGAGAGCGAGCAAAAGUGCUGAGAGAGAAGAGAGAGGAAGAGAGACAAAAAUUGGUUGCUCUAAAGCGAGAGCAACAGUUCAGAGAACAGUGUGAGGAGGUUCGUUUGCAAUGGAGUCGGAGACAUCAGAAGGAGGUGUGUUCAGACCGACUGGCCCAACUGGCCCUUAAGGAAGAAUUGAAGAAGCAAGAGAAGAGAGAGGAACAGAUAUUUGCAGAGCUUUGGGAAGAGGACCGAUUGGCCAAGGAAAAACGAGGGAUAGAGGACUUCCAGAAAAAAUCCGAACAGAAUGAAGAAUUGCUGAAUGUGCUUAAUGCUCAGGUAGCUGCACUGGAUGCUCAAAGAGAGGAGGCAAAGCGACUGAAAGAAGAAGAGGCACAAUUACUGGAAGAGGAAAGGAAGCUGUUUAAACUAGAAAAUGAGCGAAUUCAGAUGGAGAAAUUACAGAAACAGAAGGAACAAAGGGACGUGUUGAUUAACUCAGCUCGGGCAAAGAUGAAGCGUCUUAAUCGGGAAAAACAAGAGGAACUUGCUCUAGACAUGAAGAUCCUAGAACGACUUUUCCAUGAAUCCCAGGAAGACACAGAGGGAAUAAAGCAAAGAAAACAAGAGCUGUUGAAGGAGCAGCAAAUGUAUCGGGAAUAUCUGGCUCAACAAUUGGAAGAGGAGAAGCGUCGAGAGAAAGAAAUGGACAAGCUGCUGGAGGAAGAGAUGGAGAAGUCUUGGGCUAAGAAGGCUGAGCAAAUGAGAUUGGAAAAGGAAGCUAGGAAACGGCUAAUGAAAGAUGUCCUGGAUACGAGACGACUGCAGAUUGAAGAGAAGUUGGAGAGAAAUGCAAAGCACCAGGAAGAACUUGCUCAGGACAAGGAACUAUUAGUUGAAGCCAUUAAAGAACUCAAUUCUAUAGAAGAAGAAAAAUAUUUAAGACGAAUGCAGGAGGCAAAGGAAUAUCGGGAGCAGCUGCAGGCUCAGAUUACCUAUCAGCAGCAGGCCCAUAUUGCUGAGGAAGAAGAGAAGCAGCGAGAAUAUGAAUCAGGACUGGUAGCAGAGAGAGUUUACCAAGAAAAGAUGAAAGACAUUCUAUCAAGACCCUACAUGAAACUAUCAGAAAUCCAUCCCUUGAGAAGAAAAUUGUCUAAUCUGCAAGUAUAGCAUUUACUUAUUGUGAUGUAUACAACUUCAGCUCCCUUUAGACUGUAUUUAAAACAGUAUAUAUGAAUUUUUACUUUUCAUACUAAUUAAUAUAUCUGGUUCCACUUUCCCUGUUUUUGUAUGCAAAUCAUUUUAAGGAGCAUAUAUACGAAUUAGACACCUUUUCAAAGGGUUAAUUUUUCCCCUUUGGAUUUUCUUUGAGACAAUAACUUUUCCUCCGUUUUAGAUUCAGAAAUUUUUACAUUUUAAAUAAAACAUUGUGUAUGAAUAGCA